Molecule: messenger RNA, 1102 nt
Organism: Odontomachus brunneus
Lineage: Eukaryota; Metazoa; Arthropoda; Insecta; Hymenoptera; Formicidae
Gene: Swip-1
Product: EF-hand domain-containing protein D2 homolog
Exons: 4
Coding region: 283-870 (195 amino acids)
Molecular function (GO): calcium ion binding
Source: RefSeq, a predicted model, not a curated record
UACAUGCGGCGACAUUGCGGCGUGUUGAUCAUCGUCUUUUCGGAGCAAACGACGUAUCUUCCGCGAUCGCGUCCGCCUGACAGUUCCCGGCUCUAGCUGCUCUCCGUUAAAUCGCGAAAGUAAACACUGCUCUGCGCGAUCGCGCGUCAUCUUCGAGUGCGAAACGCUCCCGGAAAGUUCGUUAUACGCCAGUCCUCGGUUGUCGUCGUAGUUCCAAGUGAAAAAGAGAAUCGAAUCUAUCGAUCAACGGAGGAUCCACGUAGACGCGCUCAAAGCAAGAUCAUGCCCGCGGACGCCGAGCUCAGUAACCUACUCAGCAGACGACAGAGGAUCAACGACGAACUCGAGGAGGGCAAAGAGGUGAAGAAGCAAUACAAGUUCGUCAACGUCUACACCGAGUUCCACGAGUUAUCGCGUCGCGAGAUUAAGCAGUACGAGCAGACCUUCAACAGAUUUGAUGAUGGUCACGACGGUUAUCUCGAUCUCGCCGAAUUGAAACGGAUGAUGGAGGUCUUGGGCGCACCGCAAACGCAUCUCGGGCUCAAAGCAAUGAUCCAGGAGGUCGACGAAGACGGGGAUGGCCGCAUAUCUUUCCGUGAGUUUCUGCUGAUCUAUCGCAAAGCGCGCGCUGGUGAGUUAGAACAGGAUUCCGGAUUGAGCCAGCUGGCCAGACUCACCGAGGUUGACGUCGAUGAGGUUGGAGUUACUGGUGCUAAACACUUCUUCGAGGCCAAGAUCGAGCAGCUACGAAAGGCUUCGAAAUUUGAAGACGAGAUUCGCAUGGAGCAAGAAGAGCGAAAACGAGAGGAGGAGGAAAAGGCGGCAAGGCGGGAGCAAUUCCGGCAGAAAGCUGCUCUCUUCGGUAAUUAAGCGAUGGAGGAACACGCAGCAGUAACCAGCAUUUCGAGUCGUCGUUAGAAACGAAGAAGAAUCGCCGUUCAGAUCAUUUGGUUUAUAUCCCCCAAUGCUUGAAGCAGCAAGCGGUCGCGAUAUCGACAUCGCCGGCGAACGUGACUCCAUAAAGAAUUUAAGUACGUUGCGAAGCGACGUGAAAUCGCGGCUCGCUCGCGACGGUAAUUGUUCGGCGAACAUCUGAACCACA